UGGCCUCCGAGACGAAUGCAAUCAUUUCUCCUGUCGCCGUUGCAACUGCCAGUGACUCGAGCCGCUUCAUUCUCUCUGUUACCGCCUGAAGAGACCGAGAGAUGCUGCUCCCAAGCUGACAUUGGCAGAAAAUAUGGCGUUUGCAAACCAACACAACACAAUGAAGUAUGUGGGCGCAAGGGCGGUGGGGAGGGAGGAACCGAGCGCUCCAUUGCAGGAAGUCAGAAAAUGGUGGUGUUGGUGAGGAAUCCGUUGUCUUCGGAGCUGCAAUGUGUGACGUUGCCGGCUAAAGGCUGGUCGGUUGAGGAUUUUCUCCGUUCCUGGUGCCAAGCGCAGGGGCUUCCUCAAGAUCACUUUUAUGUAAAGUAUAAUGGUCGAUGUAUUAAUUCUGAAGGUGUACUACAAGAUGGAGCUCUUUACAGCGUGGAACCAAGAUUAUGUGGUGGAAAAGGAGGUUUUGGAUCUAUGCUCCGAGCGCUUGGUGCUCAAAUUGAGAAGACAACAAACCGAGAGGCUUGCAGAGAUCUCAGUGGAAGGAGACUUCGAGAUGUUAACCAUGAAAAAGCGAUGGCCGAAUGGGUGAAACAACAAGCAGAACGGGAAGCAGACAAAGAACAAAGGCGUUUAGAAAGACUGAAGCGCAAAUUGGCAGAACCAAAGCAUUUUUUUACUAACCCAGAUUACCAGCAGCAGUGCCAUGAAAUGGCAGAGAGACUUGAAGAUUCUGUCCUGAAAGGUAUGCAAGCUUCUUCCAGCACAGUGGUUUCCGCAGAAAGCAGUGAGAGUCGAAAAGGCACUGCUGAUUCUGGAACCGGACCACCAUCAGAGAAGAAAAGGUGUUUAUGGUUAGGUAUAGAAGGGUUGGACGAUCCUAGCAGUUCAGAGACUAAUAGUGAUGAAGAAGAUGAAUCUCCUGGGACGUCCGAAAGAUGCUCCACAUCAUCUGGCAGCCAUAUCAGUGUGACUGACAAUUCAAAUGAGUUUCCCAGGAAUUCAGAGGACUCUGUAAAUUGCAGUUCAGGCUCUGAUGAGAAGUCAGAAGAUCAAACAAAGAAUGCUAAAAAAGAUCUACUAGAAGAUCCAAAUUUCAGUAAAAUUGUAGCCAAUGAGAAACCUAAAACAACACAGAUUCUGAAAGAAGAAAAGCAUACAAAUGCCUCAUGUAGUGAAAAAGCUGCAAGUCAGCUUCAGCAUGGAGAUACUGCAAGCGUCAAUCUGAUGGAAUUCAAUUCUGUUGCAGAACUGGAAGCCAUAGGACUAGACAAACUAAAGUGUGAACUAUUGGCCUUGGGACUGAAAUGUGGAGGUACUUUACAGGAAAGAGCAGAACGACUUUUUUCAGUGAGAGGUUUGGCUAGAGAUCAUAUUGAUCCUGCUUUGUUUGCUAAGCCUUCCAAAGGGAAGAAAAAAUAAAAAUGGUGAAAUGG
Messenger RNA from Ahaetulla prasina, 1427 nucleotides. RefSeq names its product SDE2 telomere maintenance homolog (gene SDE2). Bases 16 to 1413 code for a protein of 465 amino acids. The transcript has 8 exons. NCBI's taxonomy places the organism in Eukaryota, Metazoa, Chordata, Lepidosauria, Squamata, Colubridae. Gene Ontology annotation, cellular component: nucleus. The record is from RefSeq and is a predicted model, not a curated record.